Molecule: messenger RNA, 1074 nt
Organism: Penicillium nucicola
Lineage: Eukaryota; Fungi; Ascomycota; Eurotiomycetes; Eurotiales; Aspergillaceae
Product: regulator of G-protein signaling domain-containing protein
Exons: 1
Coding region: 1-1074 (357 amino acids)
Source: RefSeq, a predicted model, not a curated record
AUGCUUAAGAAGAAGACGCUGGCACCGUCCCUUUUCUUCCGGAAUCAUAAUCACACUCCAACCGCAACCCCCGAAUUGUCCCCCACCUCCUCAGACAGCGAUUCUGAAGAGGAUAUGGACUCUUCAGGCUCCCGACCGGUCAGCCUGGCCGUCUCGGCGGGAGCCUUCUCCAUGCGCCCGACCCUCAACGAAGUCUUGGCCAAUGUCGCCCCGCCGCCCUACACGCUCAGCGCCUUUAUGGCCUACCUCUCCCAGAACCACUGCCUAGAGACUCUCGAAUUCACCUUGGAGGCCAACCGUUACCGGGAAUCAUACUACGCAUUUGUCGAUCGAUUAGCCCCCGCUACAAUGGAGGCCGACGGCCCGGAAUAUCAACACUUGUGCAUGCUCUGGCAACGGUUAAUGAACGCCUACAUCUUCCCUGGGUCGCCACGGGAAAUCAACCUCUCCAGUGAAGUGCGGGACGACCUUCUCCAAUACUCCACCGUCACCGCUCCUCCCGUCCCGGAGACGCUGGAUUCCGCCGUCAAACGCAUUCACGAUCUCAUGGAAGAAUCCAUCUUCCUCCCCUUUGUCAACUCCCACACCACCUCCCCCUCCAUGCUGGCCUCCUCCGGUCCCAUGCUGGGCCCGGAAGAUUUCAUGAGCCUGUCAUCAACCAGCCUGGAGGAGAACCCGAUGCGAAAGGUCCGGUCGCGUGGCAAGCGUACUUCACCUCAGUCAUCAACCCGGGAUCUCCCAUCGACGGGCCACGGCCGCUCGACCAUGUCGCUCGGUGCCGUGCAUGCCAUUGGCAAACGCACUUCCGGUGCUUUGCUCAGUCUCAGCGGCGAGUCUACCUCGUUGGCUUUGACCGAUGACAGCAGCUCUCCCCAGUCCAGUCCCACCGCCGAGGAACCCAUGACGCCGCCCACCACCCCGCCUGCCAGCGAACCGCACCUCCCCAUUCAAAGCCCCAAACUUCGCACCGAGAACCCGUGGAAGAAGAUGGGUAUGAAGCUUGGCUUUAAGAAGCGGUCCACCGGUGGCAGCAACGGGGGUCGCGACCCCAAGAUCCUUGGUCUGGACGACUAA